Messenger RNA from Cooperia oncophora, 759 nucleotides. The record is from the annotation of a GenBank genome assembly. Lineage: Eukaryota; Metazoa; Nematoda; Chromadorea; Rhabditida; Trichostrongylidae.
AUGGGAGUUCAUCUUCGACCUCCGCUGAAACUGACGUCGAGUGACAAUGCUCAGCCGGUUUUUGUCAUUUCUACAGAUCCAGAUAUCGAUCGGAUUACCAGCGACACAAAAUACGAUAGGAUCAAAGUGGCCUUUGGGCAGAACGCGGAACACAAGGACUGGAAGAAUAGCAGUUUGAUUCUGCUUGCUGACGAAGAGGAGGUCGUCCGAAUUCCACUUUACUUCAUCGCGCCGACGACGACAUUCGAUGUGAAGAUUUGUGUGAAGGACUCUUAUGAAUACAGUACAUCCGCGCAAGAAAUGGCUAUACUCAGCGUGUCGAACACGGCACUUGGCGUCGACAUUGUCAGAAGCAAUCUGCCGCUGAACAAAGAUUUCGCGUCUUUUCCGCUCAGCGAAGGAUUCUAUCAAAUCACAGCCAAGGCGCCCAAUCAUCGCACUGUCUCUAAAGUCGUGCAUAUCAGCCCGGCGAACACAUCGUUUUGUGUGGUUAUGCAAGCUAUCGAUCCUCGUUCUCUUCUGACUAUCAGUGAGAGUGGAGUGGACGUGAUGGAAGUCAAAGCGACAAAUUUGAUGCGUAAUCCGUACGUUGCACUCGACCCACCAUCGGUGAACCGAUCAGUCAGUCGGAUUCUUGCCACGGUCACAGGUUCAACUGCUGGUUUGAUCUCAAUAGACCCCGUCAGCAUUGACGUUUUUACAUUGGUAAGUCAGUCUUCGCAAAUCGUGCCAUUCAGUCAAGCCUUCUUCUGUGAAUAA